CUCGCCGAUGAACUUCAGCCUGGCAUCCACGCUGGCGAGUGUCGUGUUCAAGCGGCCGUUCCCGCCGCCAUCUAUGGCGAAUCGUAUUGGCGCGCUCCUGCCACGGCGGCCGAGGGAGCCCAACGAGGCAUCCAUCAGUGAGGCAGGACAAGAGAUUUGUUUUUCUAGAACUUCUUCGCCAAGUACAGGCUCGGUUAGAAGGUCAACAGCGGCCACUUCGGUUACACGUGCGCCUUCAAGGCCAAGAAGGCAAGCAAAAGGGCCAGGAUGGUCACCAAGGUCAUUCCCAAGGCAAAGGCACUGCAGACACCAUUCAAAAGCUAUUCGCCUGACAUGCUGCGUCUGGUUGACCGCUACGAACGCUGAUUACUCGGUCGCACUGCAAGUCGGCGUUCCGGAUAAUUCGUGGAAGCUGUCAAGCGCACGAGGAGGUGGCUGGUUGGCGCCGUUGUCGUUGUCAAGACAGCCCAAGUGUGCUCUCUUCUUGGUUCCCUGCAUCCUGUGAUCUUCCGCUCUGUCCUAGCCUACAGUUACACCGUGACUUCACCGCUUGGAGGCUUGGAGCCUUCGGCUGCCCUGUGUCCCUGGCUCCCUGCUUUCCAUCUCUGGCCCAGAGUUCAGAGCUGUAGGCGCCUUUGUAUUUUGUACUGUCUGACGCAGGACCGUACUGAUUUUAGUUCAUACUCUGGCUUACAUCUCUGACAUGCACAGCCGCGGCACCGCUGAUGAGCAAUCAGCUCACAUUGGACUGUAGCACUCAUAUUAUUUGUUUUGAGGUAAAUAAAUCUCCUCCAUAAGAGAUUCUUUGCUUUAGUUUCCAAUAGCAAUUAGUAUGCAUAUAUAUGUUUUGAGUGGCUGCAGAUAGUUUGUGUUUUGUUUCCUGUCAUUUUGCAUUUAUAUAUGGGCUCAAGGUGGUGUAUUCACUUAGCUAACACGUAUUGUGACAGCUCAAGUUAUCUACAAAGUGUCAUUUUUUCUUGCUCAUGGUGCAUCUAUGUUUGCAGCAGCUAAAGAAAUUUUCUUAAAUUAAGCUCAAUCCUUUAUAUCCAUAGAGCAAACAUUUUGAAUUUAAAUGCAUUUCAAGCAUAUUCUUACAUCGUCUCUUGACCUGAUAUGUUGAUAGAGAUCAUUCGUUCUCACUUUGGCACUAUUUGCUAAUAGAAAAUGUUUGUCUGACGCCUCGAUCAUAAAUGAGAUGAGCUUUGCUGAACUUCAGGUACUAGAAAACAUCAAGGAGGAAAGGAGGGCCAAACAUGGACCUAAAACCUGGAAGUCUUUAUAAAGGGCAACAACAGAUAAAAGCUACGGGGCCGUUUUGGAUAACUCCUUCCAUGAAGAUUGAAUAUUCUCCUCGGAUAUUACCUUGCCACGUUAUAUCUAACAGACAGUUUGCAUAUUUGUUAGGCUUUAUUGAACAUGUAUUAGAACAUAGGGCCUGCUUUCAGUGAGGUUUGAUGGUAGAUAUUUUGUGUUUCUUCACAAAAUCUUACAAGUUCAAAUUCAGAUCAGUGGGGUAUUUUCUUAAUGGGAUUAAGGAGGAGUAUAUAAUAGGAUCAAGGAAUUGAUCGUGUGUCGUUCCAGUGAUCUCAUAACAGUCUUGGGCUAGAUUGUGGAGAACUAUGAAUAACUAAAAGUUAACAAUAAUAUAUUUAUAACAUAUCGAACUUCAGAAUGAGUUUUGGGGGUUACUUUGAUAUAUUCUUUAAUAUCUACUGAUAUAUCUAAUCUCAUUUAGCUUCUGCUUAACAUUUAUGCAUCAUUAGUGCGGCCAUAGCAACACUAGAACUCUGAGCAUACAAUGUAAAAAAAAAAAGAACUAUGAACAGUGCAUGCACUCUAAGAAAGACAAUCUUUUAUUCUACAACUAGCAUCCACAUUUUUUGGGUCUAAAUAUAGAUUCAUGUCAGAUGUCUUGGCUGUAGGUCCAAGCGCCAACACUAAAACUGCAUAUGAUUUGUUUCUGUGAUACCUUCUUAUUCUUUUUCAUAUUAAUAUAGUGGUGUCACUAGAACUGCUAAUUAGGAAAAAUUUAAUUUCCCACAUCGUGUUCACUUCCAUUGAUAAACAGCUCAGAAUUAGAAAUUUGCUUAUAGACAAUUAAGUUUCCAUUUAGCUACAUGUACCACAAUGAUGUAGUUUAUAAUUUCAAUGAUCUCUGAUGGUGCAUAAUUUUCGAUUGCUCCACACCUUAACGUUUCAAGAUUAAUAUAUAUUUUCUUAUAGUAAUGUUGCCGAUAGAGGAGUAGGGUCGAUGCAACAAUUACUGUGUUUUCAGUUUUUUUUGGAAGUGAGCUUUUGUUUUGGUUGGAGUUUCUCUUUUACGUCAAGGUUUAAGUAUAAUCAGUACCCUUUUAAGAUUGGGAUCUUUA
Lolium rigidum is the source of this 2369-nucleotide messenger RNA. RefSeq lists its product as uncharacterized. Lineage: Eukaryota; Viridiplantae; Streptophyta; Magnoliopsida; Poales; Poaceae. The record is from RefSeq and is a predicted model, not a curated record. The coding region runs from base 8 to 505 and encodes 165 amino acids. The transcript has 3 exons.